AUGUCCGCGAAUCCGCCGGGUGCGAUAGCCGCCUCCAAGUCAACCACCACCGCGGCUCAACUAUCACCUCAAGCACAAUCCGGCUCGUCGUCUGCUGGCGACAGCUACGGUCAGCGUCGCGCCGGCGGUUCUGGCAGUUUCGGCGCGGGAGCAGCGUCGCGAGCCUACCCCUCGCCUCGCCACAACCAGGCCUCGAAGAGGAAGCACAAGUCCGCUAAACGCCCUGGGUUGGGGAAUGAGGAUGCCAUUGCGGAAGCUGUCGCCAUGCGUUCCACCGGUAGCCGCAAGGGCCAGACUUCCAUCACCCAUCUGAUGAACUUCAGUCUGCCUCCGCGCCCCCAGAACCAUUUUCACGGUCACGGUCGUUCUUAUAGGAGAAAUCCAGCAUGGGGUCCGGGCUCGGGCUACCAUGCGGUGGACAAGGCGAGAUAUGUCCACGCGAAUUACCGCUUCAUUGUCGACCCUCGUGGUGACUAUGAAAAGCAAGCCAUUGAUGCGGAUGUCCACCUGGACUGGAACAAUGUCCUACAGGUUCUGGCGUCUGCUCAAUCGCAGUCUGCUUCCUGCCCAAUUUGUUUGGAGACACCUGUCGCCCCCCGGAUGGCGAGAUGUGGCCACAUCUUUUGCCUGCCAUGCCUGAUUCGGUUCAUGCAUGCUGAGGCUGAAACCAAGCUCCCGGAGAAGAAGGCGAAGUCGAAAAAAUGUCCGAUUUGCGAAGACAACAUCUACAUGUCCGAUACUAGACCUACGCGAUUUUACGUUGGACAAGAAGGCGAGCCUCCUCGGGAGGGUGCCGACGUCGUGCUGCGAUUGGUUAUGCGAUCCUCUGGCAGCAUGCUUGCCCUACCCAGAGAUGGCGCAGAUGCUCUGCCGAAAGGUGAAGAGAUCCCUUGGUACAUAGCUGCUGAGGUCAUGGACUACGCCCGGAUCAUGAAGGGUAGUGAGGAUUACAUGACCGAGCAGUUGGAAGAUGACAUUCGAGAGAUUGAACGUCAGGCCAGAGAGGACGAGGUUAUGUUUGGUGAAGACAAUAUGGAGUGGACCCGGAAGGCUAUCAGAAUGAUCAAGGAGACAAAAGAGAAAAUGAAAGGUAUUGGAAAUCCUCCUACGUCUGCCACAAAGCCGCCAGAGAAUAAGUCAAAGAAGCCUGGUGCAGCAGCGGAGGAACCGAACGCCGACACAUUUCUUGCUGCUUCUACAGCUUCGAAUCCCGAGCAAACACCAGCCAAUGAGGAAGACCGUGGACCGGGGGAAACGACAGUGCAACCUAGCGGCGAUGUUACUGAGCAAGCUUCUCUGGACAAACCCAGCGAACAGCAGUCGGCGGGUACGAGCAACCUCUCCAAAUCCCUGGCCGAGUUCCGGAACCGUCAACCCGAUAAUCAGACACCAUCGGAAUAUUACUUUUACCAAGCCUUGCUUCACUACUAUCUCUCGCCCUUGGACAUUCGCAUUCUCAAAGUGGCAUUCGGCAAUUUUGCGUCUUUUCCUUCAACGAUCCUGCCAAGAGUAGAACGAGUGUCGACCGGUCACGUUGUAGAUGACGACUUGCGGAAGCGCACCAAAUACCUGGCGCAUUUGCCAUACGGUUGCGAAGUUGGCUUUCUAGAAUGCGACUGGACGGACACAGUCGCCCCAGAGGUUCUAGAGAAGUUCAAACCUGAGAUUGAACGAAGACGGAAACGAAAUCAUGACAAGGAGAUGAAGGAGGAGAAGGCGCGUGUGCGGGCAGAAAAAGAGGAGGACCAAAAGGCUUACGCGCAAGCUCGACGCAAGAGAAACAGCAUCUCCAAUACGCGCUUCACGGCCGACGAUUUCCAGCCCUUGGUACCUGGAGAUGUCUCGGGAUCUGUCGAGGCCGUCGAGGUUGACGACACUUCAUCGUCGCCUCCAUAUGCCCAACGCCAAGGUUCUGCCUUUGCGUCGCUUGCUUCUCCGUCGACAAGUCCAAGUGCGCCCCGAACAGUUUGGGGCACAACGGCUAUUCCGGGAUCAAGUCCGGCGGUGCAUGCGCCUACACACGAGCAUGAUGCGGAUGACGGUUGGCUCCAAGGGUGGGAGAAAGAUCUGCUCAGGGAGGAUGAGAUGAUCGCGCAGGCACAGGCUUUGUCUCUUGGGAACGGAGAGAGCUCAAGCGCUGGUGCGGGCGGUGGAGGAGGGGGAGGAGGAGGAAAGAAGAAGAAAAAGAAGAUAACGUUGAUGAGCACCAAUGCGCGGAGAGGAGCGUGA
Molecule: messenger RNA, 2229 nt
Organism: Lasiodiplodia theobromae
Lineage: Eukaryota; Fungi; Ascomycota; Dothideomycetes; Botryosphaeriales; Botryosphaeriaceae
Product: Ergosterol biosynthesis ERG4/ERG24
Exons: 3
Coding region: 1-2229 (742 amino acids)
Biological process (GO): positive regulation of transcription by RNA polymerase II
Molecular function (GO): transcription cis-regulatory region binding
Source: RefSeq, a predicted model, not a curated record